UUGGGAGGAGGUGCCUAAGCGUCAGUAUCAUUUGAUCGCUCGUAACCUAGUCGUAACUUUUAAAUAAAUAGAUAUGGAGUUAAAUGAUAGUUAUAUUUCAUUUUCUCCUUCGCUAACAGCUAGAAUUAUUCUUGGGUUUUGAUUGAUUUAUAUUGACAUAGUGUUAGUAAUUGGAUUUUGGUGACAAUGAAUGUCAAUGCGACAUUCAAUGAUUCUCUGGGAUCUCCACGAGCCAUGCCGGAGGCCCCCGCGUACAUCUUGGUGCUGACCAGCGUUUUCUACAGCCUGACUUUUAUUGCAGGAAUAAUUGGGAACAUUUUCGUUAUAACCGUUGUGUUUGUAUUUAAGCGCAUGCAGAGUAGAAUGAAUUUCUUCUUCGUUAACCUGUCAAUAACGGACAUGCUGAUCCUCUUCGUGUGCAUGCCGUCAGCGACGGUUGACCUCUUCGCCAAGGAAGUUUGGUAUUUUGGCGAAUUCAUGUGUAAAAUGGUUCAUUACACAGAGAACGUGGUCACUCUCGCUUCCGUGAUGACGAUCUUCGCCAUCACUGUUGACCGCUACAGAGGAAUAUGUCACCCAAUGAUGUCCAAGGGUCACUGGACCAAUUUCCGUGUGUCGGUGGUCGUCAUCAUUGUCUGGGUACUGGCCGUUCUCUGUAGCCUACCCACCUUCUUCUUCCCCGUCUUCAAGGACUCGAGGUGGAAAGAUGGCACCCCAAUUCAAGUCUGUCGCAUUCCGAUUAACGAAGAUUGGAAAGUGGGCUACCUGUUGGGAAUUUUUACUCUUUUCUUCGCUGUCCCGUUCUUUGUUCUCGCUGGGCUGAUAUUCUGCAUGGGACGUGCAUUAUUGUGGCACCACAACCUCCAGGAGGGCAGGGCAGACAAAGACGCCAUGUACACGUUGAGAAAACGACGCCGAGUGGUGGUCAUGCUGAUCCUUGUGGUGGUCGCCUUCUUUCUGUGUCUCCUUCCGCAGCGUCUUGUUGGGUUGUGGAUUAUCUACACAGACAGGAAGAAUCUGGUAUCUCUCGGCUUGGAGGGCUACCUAAAUCUGGUCAAUUUUACCCGCGUCAUGAUGUACAUCAACAGUGCCAUGAAUCCAAUCAUUUAUAAUUGCAUGUCAACAAAGUUUCGUGGAGCCUUAAAGGAUCUUUGUCGAAGAAGACGUCAUUAUAAUGCCAUCAGUCGUACAAAUGCUCUGACCUUGACCCCAGUGCCAUCAUCUACAUCAUGUUAUUGCGCACGCUAACUCUUCUGACUGGUGUAUUUGUCAAUAAUCUAGUGUCGUAUGUAACACGCAAUUUGAUUGGCUAUACGACAUACUUUAUUUUUAACAACGUUUUAAAAAAAACUGUUAAAAACCCACAUUUGUUAAAAAUUGCUUCUUCUGAUUUUUAAGCAUCUUACGCAGAACAAAUGUUUGUCAGUGACUAUUUUAAUGUAAAUUUCUAAAUCUUCUUAAUGACAUUGAUCUUAAUUAUAGUGUUUUAUUUUCGUAAUUUUACAUCAUAUCUUUUGCUAUACCGUCAUUUAAUUGUGUUUUACUGUUUUAUUCCUUUUUUUACCAUUGUAAAGCGCCUUAGAGUAAUUUGUUUUAUAUUGUUUUAUGCGCUAUAUAAAUUUUAUUAUUAUUAUUAUUUGUUACUACAUGUAAUAUAACUUUCUACGUAAAAAAUUUGUUUCAAUUUCAUCGAAAAACAUGUAGAAUUGAGAGCAUAUUUAUCAAGUAACUAAAUUAAAGGAGAGAAUUCGAUAGCGCUGUGCGUUAUUGAACUAUGAACAACAUAACUCUGUACAGACCCGCGUAAAUAACUUCAGUUUUUGCUGUUGUGAGUUUAUAUUGUUUAUUGAUAUUUAUUUGGUCAGGCCUUUACAAAAUUCUACAUUCUAACCUAAUGGAUUGAGUGUAUUCUAUAAGUAUAUAAAUCUUCAAUCCUGAAUAUCCAUGCAGGAAGAACUCACAAAUAAAGGAAGAAAAAAGGAGGGUAGGCCAGCGAGAAAAAAUGUAACAAUACUCUGGCUGCAUAUUGUAUACAAAACUACAAAAGCGUUCAUUUGUUUGCUUGUUGUUUUAAGCCCUUCAAGAAUUCUUCAUUCAUAUCUAGACGUUAACAGCUAUCGAUGAAGUAGUAUCAAUUAAGACCAUAGCAUGGCUCUCAGGGCCGUGACAGUGCGGGUUCCCGGGCCGUAACAGUGCGGGUUCCAGGGCCGUGACAGUGCGGGUUCCCGGGCCGUAACAGUGCGGGUUCUAGGGCCGUGACAGUGCGGGUUCUAGGGCCGUGACAGUGCGGGUUCCAGGGCCGUGACAGUGUGGGUUCUAGGGCCGUGACAGUGUGGGUUCUAGGGCCGUGACAGUGCGGGUUCUAGGGCCGUGACAGUGCGGGUUCUAGGGCUGUGACAGUGCGGGUUCUCCAUCGUGUCAACACCUGCCUCAUUUCCCAAAGGUCCCGCAACUAUCGAGCGUUUGGUAUCCUUACAAUGUCACGGUUUUGUACGUAAUCACAUGACCGUGACAUUGUGCGAAUGAGCAUCUGGUGAAGGAACAGUCACUACCUAUUUUUUCGUCUUAGUUUUUGACGUGGUCCGGUCUCGUUCAGGCCCGCUUGACGUGGUCCGGUCUCGCUCUCAGGCCCACUCGGUCACAGACAAACGAUCUAAGCACUGAAUCGUGGAGACCUGGAAAAAGAUCGACGUAAUCUGCACCGGGUUAUGUUAUAACCCAAUAAUUUCAACAGUCAUCCAAUUUGUCACUGGGUGAUUAACUUUACGAAAUGUUGAGCAUUUCAGAUGAUUAAUCUGAAUUAGAAAUGCGCUAUGGAAUCGUUAGUGAAUAUAAAAAGGAUCAGGAGGUGGCAUAACCAAGUUUGACUUUGUCUAGUGCCCACGAUUGCCUCACUAGCACAGGCGAAUCCAAAAGCAUGGUGGUGGGGUCGACGACCAAAAGAUUCACCACUGUUACCCCCUACGGGCUUUUAACGAUUGAAUUUGGCGCUCUUUAGAAAAUAUUUAAUUUUCACUUUGCUUACACUUCAUCAAAAUACAUAUGAAACUGAUUUUACAUCCGGUCCAUCUAUUUACAUAGAUCUCGUUUGUACUUCUGCAUGCAAACAUUGUGAUAACAUUCUGAAGAAAAAAAUUGCAUUUGCCCUUUCUCGCCCAAAACUUAUGUUCCAGGUGUAGUUAUGUUUUUAGUUCUUAUUUGUAAAUUCGUAUGCCUGUAAGCAAUAUGUUCAGUUUUGUUGUUGUUUGUUCUUUUCCAUAAAAUUUUGCUAUGACAUUAAAUGCAAAGAAAAAUAAAAUGAAUUUAUUCACACAAAAAUCCUCUUAGAUAUUGCUUUUGACAGUGUUGGGAUCUGUAACUAGGGUCUACAGGGGACGAAGAAGCACCCCUCCCCUCCCCUUUGAGAUCCACGUGUGAGCUCUGAGGUUAACGUGGCUUUGGAAUUUGUGGUAUAUGAUUUAUGGUCAAGAAAAGCACCCAAGUAUUAGUCAGUGUGCUACUGACAAAAUCAAUAGGCCUAUUCUCUGUCAUAGCACCUGUUCGAGAUAUGGAGAGUUAAUACAAGUUAUGAUAUUGACCAUACGCUGAACCGUGUUACCGAUCUGUCACCGCGGA
Ostrea edulis (European flat oyster) is the source of this 3615-nucleotide messenger RNA. RefSeq names its product growth hormone secretagogue receptor type 1-like. Gene Ontology annotation, biological process: G protein-coupled receptor signaling pathway. Gene Ontology annotation, cellular component: plasma membrane. Bases 187 to 1248 code for a protein of 353 amino acids. The record is from RefSeq and is a predicted model, not a curated record. The transcript has 2 exons. Gene Ontology annotation, molecular function: G protein-coupled receptor activity. NCBI's taxonomy places the organism in Eukaryota, Metazoa, Mollusca, Bivalvia, Ostreida, Ostreidae.